UGCAGCAGCGCGAUCGGUUAGGCAGAACAGUGUCAUGGCGCGACAACGAUGACCGGGAGUGUGUUCCUCGUCGACGAAUCCAGUACGAAGGCCAGUAUGUUGGGCGGAUUUCGCUGCAACAGUGCUUUCGUGACAAUAAUCCUGCUCAAUGUUAUCGUCUUCCAAAGCAUCGUAUAUUAUCAGGAACACAGAAAAUGGCAGGAGAUCAGGUCCAAGCUGGAGCCGGUGAUAGAGGAUCUGCGGGACAUGCAGGGGCUGACGGACAGCUUGCUGAAGAGGCUGGAGGCGACCGGCCUCUUCAUCGAGAACGUCCGCGGACGGAACGACGGUAGCCGGCCGAUGAUCUACGCGAUCACGCCCACAUUCGCCAGGCCGGUGCAGAAGGCCGAGCUCACCCGUUUGGCGCAGACAUUCCUCCACGUGCCCAACUUCCACUGGAUCGUCGUGGAAGACGCGCCGCAGAAGACCGCCCUGGUCACCCGGUUCCUGGAGACCAGUGGCCUAAUCUACACUCAUCUGUCCGCGGCGACCCCGCCAAAUUACAAGCUCGGCAGGAACGAUCCGAACUGGAAGAAGCCGCGCGGGGUCGAGCAACGGAACGCGGCGCUAAGGUGGCUCAGGGAAAAUCUCAAGACGUCCAACAAAGGCGUCGUCUACUUUGCCGACGAUGACAAUACUUACUCUGUCAAACUCUUCCGUGAGAUGGAGAAAAUACAAAGAGUCGGUGUUUGGCCGGUCGGUCUGGUCGGCGGUCUAAUGGUAGAGAAGCCUAUUUGCAACAACGCCACUAAUAAAGUGAUCGGUUUUAAUGCGGCGUGGAAACCGGACCGGCCGUUUCCGCUUGACAUGGCAGCCUUUGCCAUUAAUCUCGAGUUAUUACUCGAGCACAAGGACGCUUGGUUCUCGUACGACGUGCAAGGUGGCUACCAGGAGAGCGAGAUACUUAGGCAAAUCGUCACGAAGGAUCAAUUGGAGCCACUGGCGGACUGUUGCACGAAGGUGUACGUGUGGCAUACCCGAACGGAACCGCCGUUACUGAACGUUGAAAACAUAUUGAUUAAGAAAGGUAAGCGUUCCAAUGCCGGCAUUGAGGUAUAAACACAGAAGAGAAGGUUGUGCUCGUCCACAUGCAACGCUGGCGUGCUCUCUUUUAUUUCCUUGGAAAUCGGUGAUCUAAUUUUAUAUUAUAAAUUUGUUGAUAUUGAUAUUUUUUAAGCAUAGAAAAGAUAUAGGGCCAACGAAGGGUAUAGACGCUCUUUUCAUCGCGUCUUGCAUAUGUAUACACAUAUAGAAUAAUACAUUGCCAUUCUGUAUAGCUGCUUGUAGUUGCAGAUGUAGUAGCGAUGAUAAAGAACAAAUAUUAUCGAAUAAUUCUAGUGAAUUAUUUUUCUUUGAAUCUCGAAGAAUUAUGUGAUAUUGCGAUGUGCUUUGGACUAUUAAUUCGCAUGUGCCACGUUUCGUCGUAACGAAUCAAUGAUCUUUCGCUAUCCUUAUGACAACCAGAACGAGUUCUAUCUUGUUAUAUCGCGUCUUUACCCAUUUUUAUAAACAAAAUAAAAAGUUGUAUCUAA
Messenger RNA from Wasmannia auropunctata (little fire ant), 1571 nucleotides. RefSeq names its product galactosylgalactosylxylosylprotein 3-beta-glucuronosyltransferase I (gene GlcAT-I). Gene Ontology annotation, molecular function: galactosylgalactosylxylosylprotein 3-beta-glucuronosyltransferase activity. Gene Ontology annotation, biological process: chondroitin sulfate proteoglycan biosynthetic process; carbohydrate metabolic process. The record is from RefSeq and is a predicted model, not a curated record. Lineage: Eukaryota; Metazoa; Arthropoda; Insecta; Hymenoptera; Formicidae. Bases 49 to 1098 code for a protein of 349 amino acids. The transcript has 4 exons. Gene Ontology annotation, cellular component: Golgi membrane.